GGGGGAGCGGCGCGUGCGGGGAGCGCCCGGGCGGCAGCGCGCCCGGCAUCCAUCCCCUGUGUCUCCCGCAGCCCCCCGUCCUCCUGGCCGGCCCCGCCGCGAUGUUCUCCAGGAAGGGCCACGCCGACGUCAGGAAAUCCACGCAGAAGGCGCUGGACCCGAAGCGGGACGUGCUGACCCGGCUGAAGCAUCUCCGCGCGCUGCUGGAUAUUGUGGAUGGAAGUGACCUGAAGCAAUUUUUUGAUAAUAAUUAUUCUCAAAUUUAUUUUAUAUUCUAUGAAAACUUCAUAACACUGGAAAAUAGCUUGAAACAAAAAGGGAAUAAAUCACAAAGGGAGGAGCUGGACUCCAUCCUCUUUCUUUUUGAAAAAAUAUUGCAGCUACUGCCUGAGAGGAUUUUUUAUCGAUGGCAUUUUCGCAGUAUAGGGUCAAUUCUGAAGAAACUUUUGCACACUGGAAAUUCUCUCAAGAUAAGAUGUGAAGGAAUCCGGCUGUUCCUGCUCUGGCUCCAAGCCCUGCAGACGAACUGUGGGGAGGAGCAGAUCCUGCUGUUCGCCUGCCUCGUGCCCGGCUUCCCCCCGCUGGUGUCCUCACGGGGCCCCUGCACCCUGGAGAGCCUCCUCAGCCCUCCCUGCCCGCCCGACGCUAAGAUUUUUCCGGAGGAAAUAACCCCGCUUUUGCCAGCUGUCUCUGGAGAGAAAAUUGCUGAAGACCAAACCUGCUAUUUUCUUCAGCUCCUGUUAAAAUAUAUGGUAAUCCAGAGCUGGCUUUGCCCCUCCCCUGGAAGAAACUGGCUCCUGCACUUUAUUAGGCUUGGUUUUGAAAGGAAAAUCAUCCCAAAGGCUGCAAGCUUGGAGUGGAAAAACAAGGAGAACCAAGACACUGGGUUUAAGUUUCUCUUUACCUUGUUUAGAAAAUACUAUCUUCCUCACUUGUUUCCAUCUUUUACAAAGCUAACCAACCUCUACAAACCUGUGCUUGAUAUUCCUGAUAUCAGGCCAAGGCCGGUGUAUGUCACUGCAACACGAAACAAUGAAAGUGUCUAUAGCACAAAAAUCCCGUAUAUGGCAGCUCGAGUUGUUUUUAUUAAGUGGCUUGUUACCUUCUUCCUUGAAAAGAAAUACUUAACUGCUGUCCAGAACACAAAAAAUGGAGGAGAAGUGCUCCCUAAAAUUAUUCAGACGGUGGGGGUGAGCCAGGACAAGGCGGCGGAGCUGGAGGGCGGCGCGGCGCAGGAGCAGGACGGGAGCCACUCCAACAGCAGCACCCUGUCCGACAGGAGGCUCAGCAACGCCAGCCUGUGCAGCGUGGACGAGCAGCACCGCGGCGUCUACGACAUGGUGCAGAGGAUCCUGCUCUCCACCCGCGGCUACGUCAACUUCGUCAACGAGGUCUUCCGACAGGCUUUUUUGUUGCCACCUUCUGAUGUAUCCGCAACACGGAAAGUGGUGAAGGUGUAUCAGAAGUGGAUACUGCAAGAGAAGCCCGUGUUCAUGGAGGAGCCAGACAAAAAGGAGGACAGCCAGGAUGCUGUUGUCCACCUGGAAGACUCCUCAGUGCAAACAGACGGUAAACAUCUUUCCUCGGAGCACUCCGGGCACAAGCGCUCCUCCAGCUGGGGCAGGACGUACUCCUUCACCAGCGCUGUGAGCAGGGGAUGUGUGCUGGAAGAUGAGGACAGAGAUGUGAAAGCUGGAGCCCAGGCUGCAUUACAGGUGUUCCUGACAAACUCGGCGAAUGUUUUCCUGUUGGAGCCGUGCACUGAGGUCCCGGUGCUGCUGAAGGAGCAAGUGGAUGCUUGCAAAGCUGUUCUCAGUAUCUUCAGGCGCAUGAUAAUGGAGCUGUCAAUGAAUAAGAAGACAUGGGAACAGAUGCUGCAGAUACUCCUCAGAAUAACAGAAGCUGUGAUGCAGAAGCCGAAAGAAAACCAGCCAAAGGACACAUUUGCCCAGAGCAUGGCUGGGUUGCUGUUCCGAACCCUCAUUGUGGCUUGGAUCAGAGCGAACCUGAGCGUUUACAUCUCGCGGGAGCUGUGGGAUGAGCUGCUCAGCGUCCUGUCCUCCCUGACGGACUGGGAGGAGCUCAUCAACGAGUGGGCCAACAUCAUGGACUCCCUGACAGCAGUGCUGGCCAGGACCGUGUACGGCGUGGAAAUGACCAACCUCCCCUUGGACAAGCUCAGUGAGCAGAAGGAGAAAAAGCAGAGGGGGAAAGGUGGCAUUUUAGAGCCUCAGAAGACAGCAGUAGUGGGAAGAUCUUUUUCAUUAAGCUGGAAGAGUCAUCCUGAAGUCGUGGAGCCGAUGAGAUUCAGAAGCGCUACAACCUCUGGGGCCCCUGGAGUCGAGAAAGCCCGAAAUAUUGUUCGUCAGAGAGCGACAGCUAAGCGAAGCCAGUCUAUCAGCAACUGUGUCCAUCUUUAUGAGGCUUUGCCAGCUACUAAAAGUGUACCUCUUCUGCUUCACACUGUGAGCUCUCUCUUCCCUGGUCUCUCUUACACUUCUUGCUCUCACAGACUGUCAGAAGUUGAAGAAUCUCAACAGCUGGAAAAUUCAGAAGGAACAGAAGCUGUGGGCCCGUUUGCAGACCAAGAGCAGCAGCUGACUCGAAGUAGCAGCACUUCAGAUAUUGCAGAUCAGAUUCCAUCUGAUUUUUUCCAAGGUAAAAAGGCUGGAAGUUCUCAUAAUUCAACUUCAGACUCCAAAUCAGUUCAGGAAAACAAGGGACAUGCAAAGAAGGAGGAUGAAGCUGAGCAAGUGCUAAUACGAAGGAGCAGUAGUACAGCUGAAUUAGAUCUGAAAGCAGACUUUCAGCCACCGCAGGGGAAUUACAGAGACAGAGAAAAAAGUGAGAGCGUGAGCAGCGACGCGUCCCUGGGCUGCGGGGCCGACGUGGACAUCGCGCUGCUGCCCUGGCAGGCGGCCGAGGACGACCCCGACCCCGACCCCGCCGCGGCCGCAGAGCUGUGUGUGGAUCCCACUGCCCCGCGCUGGCUGCAGCUCAGCCCCUCGGAGCCUGCCAACCUCACAGACAGUAGUGAAUUCCUUGCUGAUGACUGCAGUAUAAUUGCUGGUGGAAGCCUUAUUGGUUGGCAUCCUGAUUCUGCUGCUGUGUUAUGGAGGAGGAUCUUGGGAAUUCUUGGAGAUGUGAACAAGAUACAGUCACCUAAAAUCCAUGCAAAAGUUUUUGGAUACCUUUACGAGCUGUGGUAUAAACUUGCAAAGAUAAGGGACAACCUCGCUAUCAGUGUGGACAAUCAGUCGACUCCCUCUCCUCCCAUCCUAAUCCCUCCUCUCAGGAUAUUUGCAUCGUGGCUGUUCAAGGCAGCCACGCUGCCCAGCGAGUACAAGGAGGGCAAGCUGCAGGCGUUCCGGCUGCUCUGUGCCAUGAUGACCCGGCGCCAGGACGUGCUGCCCAACUCCGACUUCCUCGUCCACUUCUACUUCGUGAUGCACCUCGGCUUGACCAGCGAGGACCAGGAUAUCCUGAACACCGUCAUAAAGCACUGCCCACCCUGGUUUUUCUUCCUGGGCCUGCCUGGGUUCACGAUGCUGAUCGGGGACUUCGUGGCGGCGGCGGCGAGGGUGCUGCGCGCGGACACGCUGGAGGCUCCCCGUUCUGAAGCUCACACCAUCCUUGGUGCUCUCGUGUGCUUUCCAAAUACCUACCAAGAAAUCCCACGGUUGGGGCCCAUUUCAGAAGCCAGUGAGAUCAGCACAGGAACUGCAGAUGUGAAGUGUUGCCUCAUAAAUAUUUUAUUGAAGAAUGCUACAGAGGAGCCAAGUGAAGCUGCAAGGUGCAUAGCCAUCUGUGGCCUGGGAGUGUGGAUCUGUGAGGAGCUCACGCAGUGCACAAACCAUCCCCACGUGAAGAAGGCCAUCAAUGUCAUAGGUGUGACACUGAAGUUUUCCAAUAAGCUGGUAGCUCAGGUAGCCUGUGAUGUUCUUCAGCUGCUGGUGUCUUACUGGCAAAAGCUUCAGGAGUACGAAUCCUCCCUGUGCCGGAAAAUCACUGAAAUCCUCGUGGCCACCAUUGCCUUCCUUUUGCCGAGUGCCGAGUACUCCUCCGUGGAGGCGGAUAAGAAGUUCAUUGUUUCCCUGCUGCUGUGCCUGCUGGAUUGGUGCAUGGCACUGCCCAUGAAAAUGCUGCUGGAGCCUGUGUCUGCUGGUGCUGUGGAAGAUCAUCACGCAUCCAGAGCUCCUUUACUGGACUACAUUUACAGAGUCCUGCACUGCUGUGUGAACGGCUCCAGCACGUACACGCAGCAAAGCCACUACGUGCUGAGCCUGGCCGACCUCUCCUCCUAUGACUACGACCCCUUUUUGCCACUGGGGAACGUCAGGAGCUCGGAGCCAGCCCAGUGCCACUCCUCCACAGAUUUGGGCAACCUGCUCACUGUUGCUGAGGAGAAAAGGAGGAGGAAUUUAGAAUUGAUACCUCUGACAGCGCGGAUGGUGAUGACUCACCUGGUGAAUCACCUGAGCCACUACCCGCUCAGCGGAGGCCCUGCCAUUCUCCACAGCCUCCUCAGUGAGAACCAUGACAACUCCUAUGUGGAGUCCUCUGAGCUGUCCUCGGAAGUCUUCCGGAGUCCCAACCUGCAGCUCUUUGUGUUCAAUGACAGCACUCUCAUAUCUUACCUCCAAAUCCCUGCAGAGAAGAGGGCGGGUGCUGAGCCGGCAGCAGCCCCCUCGGACGUCAGGGUGAUCGUCAGGGAUAUCUCAGGGAAGUACUCUUGGGAUGGCCGGAUACUGUACGGCCCUUUGGAGGGCUGCCUUCCUCAGCGGAGCACCACCAACACCUUUGUGAUCUCCAGCAACCCCGAGCACCACUUCGCUUCCCAGAACGACAUUUCCCAGGCAGAGGAAGGAGAAGAUGCUCUCGACCAGUUGCUGGAGAAGAUCGGUGCCACCAGCCCCGAGUGCCUUCUGCACCCCCAGCGCAAGCUGAACGAGCCGGCGCCGCCGCCCUGCGGGAUGAGCUCCGAGCAGGAGCGGGCCAUCAUGGAGGCCCUGAUGAGGCAGAGUGCCCAGGAAAGGGAGUUCAUCCUGAAAUGCAGCUCGGACUGCAGCAUGAAGGUGGCCCGCCAGGAACCACCACGCCCUGCUGAGCCUCAGGCCUCCUUUUAUUUCUGUCGGCUGUUGCUGAACGACUUGGGAAUGAACUCCUGGGAUAGAAGAAAAAGCUUUCACUUGCUUAAGAAAAAUUCAAAAUUGCUGCGAGAACUGAAAAAUCUGGAUUCCCGCCAAUGCCGUGAGACUCACAAGAUCGCCGUGUUCUACAUCGCCGAGGGACAGGAGGACAAGUGCUCCAUCCUGGCCAACGCCAGGGGAAGCCAGGCAUAUGAGGAUUUUGUAGCAGGACUGGGCUGGGAGGUGGAUCUCUCCACGCACGGGGGUUUCAUGGGCGGCCUGCAGCGCAAUGGCAGCACAGGACAAACUGCUCCCUACUACGCUACCUCCACCGUGGAGAUCAUCUUCCACGUGUCCACCAGGAUGCCCUCGGAUUCGGACGAUUCGCUGACCAAAAAGCUUCGUCACUUGGGAAAUGAUGAGGUUCACAUCGUCUGGUCUGAGCACACCCGCAACUACCGCAGGGGCAUCAUACCCACGGACUUCGGGGAUGUUCUCAUUGUCAUCUACCCCAUGAAGAAUCACAUGUUUUUCAUAGAGAUCAUGAAGAAACCAGAGGUGCCGUUUUUCGGUCCUCUCUUCGAUGGAGCGAUCGUGACCGCGAAGCUGCUGCCGAGCCUGAUCUGUGCCACGUGCAUCAACGCCAGCAGAGCCGUCAAGUCACUCAUCCCGCUCUACCAGAGCUUCUACGAGGAGAGAGCUCUGUACCUCGAAGCCAUCAUCCAGAACCACAAAGAGGUGAUGACGUUUGAGGAUUUUGCCGCUCAGGUCUUUUCUCCCUCUCCCAGCUACUCCCUCGGUGGAACUGAUUAGAGUGUGUAACGCUCUCGUUAAUGGCCGCAGGUAAGAGCGACGCUUCCCGCAGGCCCCUCUGCUGCUGCCGCUGUGCUUCACCUCUGACAGCUCUCCUCCUCCUCCUCCUCUUCCUCCUCUGCUCAGCGUGCGGCCGGGGUGGCUCUGGGCCCCUCUGGCUCUGUCUCUGGCUGUCCCUGCCCGCUCUGGCUCUGCGCGCCCCGAGCCCCGCGUGGGCCCCGCUGCCGGGCACAGGGACACGGGCACUGAGGGAAGGGCCUGGUGGUGUGUGUGACCAGGGAUGGGACAGCCACGGGCACUGAGCCAGGAGCCACGCUGGCCACUGUCCCCAGUGCCCACAGAGCUGUGUGGGGCUGCCCCUGCCACCAUGUUCACCCGUGCGACAGGCAGGGAGCAGCUGCCGGGCAGCUUUUUUCUCUCUGUGUAAAUUCCACUUGUUUGGAUGAGUUCUGAAUUUUAAGGGCUCCACUGGUCCAUGAGAGUCAGAAACUGGUGUUUGUGGUUUCCUUAUCAUUUACUAUUUUGUAUUUACAAGCUGCUGUUUGGUUUUCACUGCUGGUAAUUUCACAUUGCCCAGGCACACUCCCAAACAAACAACAGUGAGGGAGCAAACACCCUCCUCCAUAGCACAGGAGCAUCCCAACCCCAAGCCACCACCGACCAUGGGCGCAGCCGAGCACGCAGAGCCCCCUCUCCGACUCCGCAGCUCCCCUGGCAAGGCGGCCAAGUCAUUAGAGCCUGUGCCAGCCUGCCUACGAGGGGAAUGGGAACACUGGGUAUGGGAGCCUUUCUCCAGGCGGUUGUCACUUGCUCACUGCGCAGCUGCCACCUCCCCAUCAGUCACGGCGCUUUCAGGGAGCUGCAAGGUGGGCUGCAGAGCUCGGGACGUGCCAGAAGGAAGCUGGGACUGUCGGAAUGCUCCGGCUCCAAGGCGGAUGUGCUGCGGGUGCUCCUGGCCUAGGUGUGCCUGGCCACAGCCCCACCUGCCCCCUUGUCACAGGCAUCAGCCAUUGUUCAGCCCUCACAUGAGCGUUGCUUCAGCUCGUCCAUUUGGGGAAAACAGCACUAUUUUGACCAUCUGCCAUUCUGCCACACUGCAGGAAUGUCAAGUACGACACCUCCCUCGCAGCCCUUCCCUCCCCCACACUUUUCUCCCCAGCCAGCAGCACCACAGGUUUUGUUUUUAAUCCAAAACUGACAGCUCCGAAUUUUUCACAGAAAAUGCCUUUACAGGCUAAGUCACAUUUUCCACCUUUUUAAAAUGUGCUAUUUCCCCUCAGUCAGUUGUGUGGAAGUACCAAUCUGGUAAGUAAUGGCUGUCUUUGAGAUGCAGACGGGGGCUGUAGGCUGGCUGAGGGGGCUCACACUUUGGGUUUGGCUGCUGCUGUUGCACUCCUGCUUUGAGUCGCUCAAAUAACCCAGAGCUGCUGAAGCAGAACAGGUCACCCCUCGUGUUGAAAGCGCAGCAGAGCCCCCGUGGGUCUUUGUCCUGGGACAGGGGCAGGGCUCAUCCUGCCACCGCACUGACCCGCGGCCUCAUCCCCACCUGUCCAGGAGGGCAAGGCUUGCCCUGCUCACCUGUGCCCGAGGGGCAGCUCAGCCAAGGCCCUGCCCAGGCUUUGGGGUGUUUUGUGCAUGUCUGGGAGUCACCCGGGCUAGGAAAGGUGAGGGGAGGAUUAAAGAGCCCUGGACUGGCCAGGCACAGGAACUAACAGCAAAUAAAGGCACAGGCAGAGAACGGAGCCAGGUGUUGAACUGGAAAUAGGUCUGUGCUGCCAAACACAACCAUCCCCCUGGAGUUCAGAGGGAGUGGCACCGGCACUGGCCUUUGGUGUGGGCUUAGAGCCUCCCUUCACCCUCCUCACCUGGCUGCAAGGCUGUUCUUCCCUCCCACCUGUAGGAAAAAACUUGUGUUUACACUUCGGGAGAGAAUUGCAACACGGUUUAAAAAUACUGUUCCCCAAGGGAGCUGAUGAAAUGGUGUUCCUCUGGGAAGCACCUUGGGACAGGUCAGACCCCCAGCAGCAGGAGCAGGCAGGGUGUGUCCCUGGGAGCAGCUGCACCUGGCUUUGGUCAUUUGUGUCUCAGUUAAAGGCCCUGUGUUCACCUGCUCCCACUCAGCCAGCCCGAGCCUCUGGUUGUACUGGCCUAUGGGGAAUAAAUGAGGUGGAACUCCAGACUGUAGAACAACAAAGUGUAACCCCAGGUGACACCCCGUAGCCCCCAGGCUCCCAGAGACCCUUCUAGGGUGAGCCACCAGUAAUGAGGGUACCUGGUGUCCUGUCACGGAGUGAAAUUGGAAGAAAUUGUGAUUCUUUAGGGCUUUUUUAUCAGAGACACCAGACAUCUUCCAGGAGUUUUGUGCGAGUCCUCAUGCUGGGGAAGCUCGUUUCCAGCUCCCUGUAACAGACUGAAUACACAAGAGCUGCUUAGUGACACACAGCAAAAAACAAUUUUAUAUCAUCCACACAGAACUAUUGUAUGUGGGUUUGCUGGAGCUUCAAGUGAGCAGGAUGGGAGUAUCCUCCCCCCGUCCCAUGGGGCUGCUGCAGCACUGGGAGCCAUUGGGGGCUGUGCAGACCCAAAGGGGCUGGUGCCGGGGGCCUCAGCGCUCACCUGGGCACUGAGGCCUGUCACAGCCUGGCUGCUCCUCACUGAUUUCUCCAGGAAGUGCAGUAUAUAGCAGUUCCUCAGGUGCCUGGCCAAAUUCCUCCUGUAAAUGUCAGGUUCACCUGAGUGAUGCCGAGGAGGAACUGGGAAGAGGGGAGGGGCUGUGCCAUGCGGUUAUUCCAAGGCACACAGGCUCUUUUGUCCUGACCUGGUUUUUCCCUGCCCGCUCUGUGUUCCAGGCUGCCUCACCACAAGUGCAAGCGCUGACCUCACUGUCACCAUCGGCAUCGAGCUGGCGGAGCCGCCCUCGCCCACGCUGCCACGUGC
This is a messenger RNA of Pipra filicauda (Wire-tailed manakin), 8879 nucleotides long. It is a transcript of the gene RALGAPA2, whose product is annotated as Ral GTPase activating protein catalytic subunit alpha 2. Gene Ontology annotation, molecular function: GTPase activator activity. Gene Ontology annotation, cellular component: cytoplasm; nucleus. The coding region runs from base 102 to 5942 and encodes 1946 amino acids. The record is from RefSeq and is a predicted model, not a curated record. NCBI's taxonomy places the organism in Eukaryota, Metazoa, Chordata, Aves, Passeriformes, Pipridae. Gene Ontology annotation, biological process: positive regulation of GTPase activity; regulation of small GTPase mediated signal transduction. The transcript is spliced from 41 exons.